CGGAAUUAGAAACAAACACAGCAGACAAACGAACUGGGUGGAGAGUGUGUCGUUGUGACACUUGCCAGUGUAAGAAGGUCCUGCGGGCUACCCAUCAGACAUGGGAGCGAUUCUGGACGUGCCCCGGCCCCAGCAGCGCAGCUCCUCUGCCCCUGGGGGCUGAGGCUGAGCACAGACGAUGCGUUUACGGGGGAGCGCAAACAGUAAACUCUGCUUCCUGCUCUCCCUGACUCUCUGCGCCUCUCUGCUGCUCUUGAUGGGACUCCAGCAGUGGGCACCCUCGGAUCUGCAGCUCUCUCGAUCCCUGCAGCCCUUCAGGCAGUCCCCCCAAACACUUGGAAAUGCAACCUUGGACAGAAGCCUUUCUAAACAGGAGAAACGAAGAGGAGCCGCUUCAUCGGGGAGCUCCAUCACCGACUCCAGCAGUGCAUUUAAAAGAGAGCACAACUACCAGCGAUUUGCAAAACCAGAAAAACUUCUUCGGACUUACGCCAAAGCGAAAGGGCUGCAGGAUUUUGUGAAGAACUCAACAGUGAAAGAUCAGCGAGGUCCUGGACCCUGGGAGAAAGCUGCAGCGCUACCCUGGGACAUCGCACCGCACAGCAAGCAUAAAAUGCAACUCAGUGACAUUUUUAUUGCAGUAAAAACUACUCGAAAGUAUCACAAAGCCAGACUGGAUCUGCUUUUUCAGACCUGGAUCUCACUAGUAAAGGAACAGACAUUCAUAUUCACAGAUGGAGAGGACAAAGAGUUACGUGCUAAGGCUGGAGAUCGCAUGAUUAACACCAAUUGCUCUGCUGCACAUACGCGUCAAGCGCUUUGUUGUAAGAUGUCUGUGGAAUAUGAUAAAUUUAUUGAAUCCAAAAAGAAAUGGUUUUGCCAUGUUGAUGACGAUAAUUAUGUAAAUAUUCGCAGCUUAGUCUACUUGUUAUCCGCAUACUCACACACACAAGAUGUUUACAUUGGUAGACCAAGUCUUGAUCAUCCAGUGGAGGCUGUGGAGAGGGUGAAGAGUGAUGGGUCGUCUACCGUGAAGUUCUGGUUCGCCACUGGCGGAGCUGGGUUCUGUAUCAGCCGUGGACUGGCGCUAAAGAUGAGUCCGUGGGCCAGUUUUGGAAACUUUAUAAGUACAGCAGAGAAGAUCCGUCUGCCUGAUGAUUGUACAAUUGGCUAUAUCAUUGAAGGUCUGCUGGAAGUGAAGAUGAUUCACAGUGAUCUGUUCCACUCGCACCUAGAGAACCUGCAGCAGAUCCCACCACCUAUUAUCCCUGGACAGGUCACCUUAAGUUAUGGAAGUUCAGAAACGAAACGGAAUGUACUGAGAGUCCAAGGGCCUUUCAGUUUGGCAGAUGAUCCUUCAAGAUUCAAGUCUAUACAUUGUCUCCUCUACCAUGAUGUCUGGUGUCCUGUCAAAGACAGGUACUGAGCAUGAAAACCGUUCUGAACCCUUCCUCCAUCAGCUAUGAUCGUUUUGAAGAACUUUGUGAGUGAGAAAGGACCUUUAUGGUAAUGAGGAUGAGUAAAACUAUGAUGCUCCAAAACACAUUGCUACACAACUGUAUGUCAUUUUUUUAUAGAUGGGUCUAAAACAACUACAAAUAUUCUGCAAAAGGAAGCAAAAAGCAACUCUUUAACUGCCCGAGUGAAAAUUCUCAAGUCUGACAUGAACUCACUUUCAUGUUCUGAUCCAUCAUCUUGGGUCUACUUGUUAAAACAGGAUUCACUGAAGUGGGUCCGCAGUCAAGUUGUGUCAAAGCUGCGUGCCAAAGUUCCAAAAUUACCUCUUCUAAAUUUAACCUUCUCUUCUGCUUUUGGGCUGGUAAGUUAAACGGUAAGUUGGCUUUGUGCAAGCAGAGACUCGGGGUCAUGUAACAUUUCUCAUACAUUUAUUUCCUAUAUAUACAAUUAACCUUGGCAAAAAGCUGAUGGAUGGUUUUAGGAUGGUGCCAUCCUACAGAAUUGUAAACUUGGAGUCCUCUCUGUAUAUUUGGUAUAAAUGAGUUUGAUGUGUGCAAUUCAGUUCUAGCAAUAUUACAUUAGCUGGUUGUUAUACAGUUAUAGACAGUCAAUCCUACGCGUUCUUUAGAUAUGCCUUCUCCUUUAAUUUAGCAGGUGAUAUUUACAUCUCUGUGAGAUGGUGAUUAUUGAUAGAAUUACAUCACUGUGGCUUCAUUGUGCCGUAAAAUGUCAUGAUUUUGGGAUUUUACCACUGAGUCAUUAGAAAUGUGCAUUGACGGACUACAUAGAAUCACAAACUUGAUUUUCUGCGUUUGAACCGGAUUGAAAUUAGUCUUUACUAUAAUUAAUAUUUUGGUAACCGAAACUGUCUGUUGGCUAUUGAAAUGCUUUGAUUACUCUGACAACAAUUUGAUUGUAAAACCAUGUAUAAAAGAUACUUGUGUUGUAUUGGCAUGCUGAAUAACUCACCCAGCUCUGUCAGAUCAUGUUUCACUAAAAGGUUAUUUAGUUAGCCACAAACUAAAACAUAUUUUAGGACUUGCUUUACUGCAGCGAUGUGAUCAAUUUCCAUUGCACAAUAUCUAAGAACCAAAUUGUCUGCAGUAUUCAACUCCAUGCAAGUUGAUAAGUCAUUUAAAUGAUUUUCAUUUUUUUGAGAUAAAUUACAAGUACAGGACCUGCAAGUGAAUUAAUUGCAUGCUUUACAGUUUGAGAUGGUCAAUAGACAGGCUUGACUAGGGAUAUCCAAAAGGCAUAUAAAGUGCUAUUUUACAAACAAAAAUCUCCAAUAUAAAACCCUCAUCUCCAAAACAAGUCUGACUUUGUAGACGGAUUCAUUAUUUGGCUUACCUCAUAUAGAUCUGUCAUCUAUUAUCUUUUUAUAGUAGUUAACAAUUGCUGCUAUUCCAGGCAGGAUUUUAUGUUAUUUAUUUUAAUAGUACUCUGCAAAGUACUAACACAUAUUAAAUAUAGGCCUUUUUAAUGGAUCUUCCAGUAUAUUUUGUAUGAUUUCUAGAAAUAAAAAAAGUUUAGAUGCUCCAAACUAAAAGCUGCAUCUGAAAGAACAACAAAUCACAAGUGUUGAUUUGGUCUUUUGACCAGUGUUGUCUCCUACAUUAAUGCCAUUGGGCUGCCAGGAUUGUAUCACUGGGUUAGUAGAGAUUUAAAUGUCCAGGAAUUAGCCAAAAGUCACUUUGCUUAUCAGUUCUUUUUGUAUACUAUACCCAGUUAGUGUCAGCCAGAACUUUGACCAACAUACCUCUUGCCUGAUUUGUAGCAGAUAAAACUCCAAGGAAUGGGCAUUGUGAUAUUUACUAAAUUUCAGUUUAGAUUAUAAAAACUAAAAGAAAUGCGGAUGCUGUAAAUCAGGAACAAAAACAAAGUUGCUGGAAGAGCUCAGCAGGUCUGGCAGCAUAUG
Molecule: messenger RNA, 3376 nt
Organism: Stegostoma tigrinum
Lineage: Eukaryota; Metazoa; Chordata; Chondrichthyes; Orectolobiformes; Stegostomatidae
Gene: rfng
Product: RFNG O-fucosylpeptide 3-beta-N-acetylglucosaminyltransferase
Exons: 8
Coding region: 179-1426 (415 amino acids)
Biological process (GO): regulation of Notch signaling pathway; pattern specification process
Cellular component (GO): Golgi membrane
Molecular function (GO): O-fucosylpeptide 3-beta-N-acetylglucosaminyltransferase activity
Source: RefSeq, a predicted model, not a curated record